Messenger RNA from Siniperca chuatsi (mandarin fish), 945 nucleotides. It is a transcript of the gene ift22, whose product is annotated as intraflagellar transport 22 homolog (Chlamydomonas). The record is from RefSeq and is a predicted model, not a curated record. Gene Ontology annotation, cellular component: endomembrane system. Gene Ontology annotation, molecular function: GTPase activity. Bases 217 to 777 code for a protein of 186 amino acids. Lineage: Eukaryota; Metazoa; Chordata; Actinopteri; Centrarchiformes; Sinipercidae. The transcript is spliced from 5 exons. Gene Ontology annotation, biological process: intracellular protein transport.
ACGGUUCCUUAAACCAUACUAGGGUAACAUCCAGUUACGAAGAUUAUUAACAUUUUCUACAUUUCGUUGCGUGAAACGCCAAACCCAGUAUAGCAGUGUUCAGAUAUAUACUCAGAUUUAAAGUGAGUGUUGUUUAACUUGGUGACGUAGCUUAGUAUUGCAAGAGCUUCUCCAUUUAACGUUAGCUGGACAGCUAAUGCUCGGCUUCUGCUGGAAAUGUUCAAAGCAAAAAUACUCUUUAUUGGUCCCAAUGAGAGUGGGAAAACAGUUCUUGCAAAUUUUCUCUCAGACACGACAGAAAAUGUGGGAGGUGAAUACAGACCUACUCAAGGAGUAAGGAUACUGGAAUUUGAAUCACAAUCUAAAGGCAGUGGUGACAACAUGGCAUGUGAGGUUGAACUUUGGGACUGUUCAGGAGAUUUUAAAUUUGAAUCAUGCUGGCCUGCACUGAUGAAGGACUCCAGCGGUGUGGUGAUCAUUUUUAAUCCCGAUGUUCCAAGUCACCUCAAAGAAAUAGAGACGUGGCACUCUAUGUUCAUCUCCUCUCAAGGUUUGCAGGACAAUCAGUGUCUACUCAUUGCUCACCACAAGCCCGGCAGCGGAGUAGAACACGGACGGCUGCCUUUAGCCUCACAUUUGAGCAGAAUGCCGCUUAUUCACUCCAACCUGGAGGAGGAACCAGAGGAUGUGAGGCGGGCUUUCCGCAGAUACGUGGGAAAUGUUGUAAAUACAAUGUCGGAAAGUCGAGAGCGAGAGGAGAUGUCUAUCAUUACAUAGCAACAAAAAUUCAUAAAAUAUGCAGCUUAAUGAAAAAACAUUUUGUUGGCAUCAGUAAUCUGUUUAAGUGACAUUCAUAAACACUUCCCAUUUUUCAGUGAUUAAUUCUACAUCUUCGCUGUCAUUCAGCUGUGCAUUAAAUCUUCCAAAACCCCCUGCAAACUUUUA